This is a messenger RNA of Grammomys surdaster, 1491 nucleotides long. RefSeq names its product protein C receptor (gene Procr). Bases 166 to 885 code for a protein of 239 amino acids. The transcript is spliced from 4 exons. Gene Ontology annotation, molecular function: signaling receptor activity. The record is from RefSeq and is a predicted model, not a curated record. Gene Ontology annotation, biological process: negative regulation of coagulation. Lineage: Eukaryota; Metazoa; Chordata; Mammalia; Rodentia; Muridae.
ACAGAUCGCAGUAACACUUUAAAAGCCUGACUCCCUCUCCCUCCACACAUUCCCUGGUCUCGUUCCAUCCUCCACUCUGCUCCGGCCCAUCCCGGACAGCCUCCCUUCUCUUUCCUAACCAGCAGCCUGAGGAGCCCAGGUGGGACCCAGAACUUCAGCUCCAGGAUGUUGACGAAGUUUCUACCACUGCUGCUGCUGCUCCCUGGCCGUGCCUUUUGUAACUCCGAUGGCUCCCAAAGCCUGCACAUGCUCCAGAUCUCCUACUUCCGAGACCCCUAUCAUGUGAGACAUCAGGGCAACGCCUCUUUGGGAAAAUUCCUGACACACACGCUGGAAGGCCCGAGCAAAAACAUCACCAUUCUUCAGCUGCAGCCCUGGCAGGAUCCGGAGAGCUGGUCUCGCACAGAGAAUGGCCUGCAGCUCUACCUGUCCCAGUUCGAAAGUCUGGUCCAGUUGGUGUAUCGAGAGCGCAAGGACAGCGUGUUCUUUCCUCUCACAGUUAGCUGCUCCCUGGGCUGCGAGCUGCCGCAGGAGGAGGGCUCUGAACCACAUCUCUUCUUCGAUGUGACUGUGAAUGGAAGCGCCUUUGUAAGUUUCCAGCCAAAGACUGCCAUAUGGGUGACAGGCUCCCAGGAGCCCUCCAAAGUGGUCAACUUCACCCUGAAGCAGCUCAAUGCCUACAACCGGACUCGGUUCGAGCUGCAGGAAUUUCUGCAGGACACCUGUGUGCAGUACCUGGAGAAACAUAUCACCACGGAAAACACGAAAGGGAGCCAAACGGGCCGCUCGUACACCUCACUGGUCCUGGGUAUCCUGAUGGGCUGCUUCAUAAUUGCUGGAGUGGCCGUGGGCAUUUUCCUGUGCACAGGUGGACGGCGUUGCUAAUUAUUCUCCAGGCCCCUCGGAGAAAGGGUUGAACUGGUGGGGGCUGGUAAGGGAAGAUUGCAGCUCAUAUGAAGCCAAACAGACUCCCCCAGCGGGGCCACCGUAUCUCAAGAGGUUUUGAGCAACAGCUCAAAACAGCAUCUGCCUAAGUGUGAGAGGAAGGGAUGUGAGGAGGGUGAGAAGGGAUGAGGGAGGGUGGGACAAAGUAACUGGUUUGUAAAGAACUUGAGACCAUGCAUGCUUUGUGUAGCUGCUCUGAGAAGUGGGUGCUUAUUGUGGAAAUCAGAUGAUAGACUUGGGGGGGGAGGCUGGGCCAUCGGUGACCUCCCAGAAAAGGCAGAUUUACUGAAGGCGUUCAAAACAUCUAACUAAAUAAAAAGAGUUGUCUGUAACCAAAAUAAAACAUAUUUAAUGUGUCCAGGUAUGUCCAACUUGGGAAGGGACACUGGUAUGAUAGGGCAGAAAGAACCACAAAAAUGUCACAGUUGUAAGAUUAAACAAUAUGGGAGUAGUGAAUUAAUAAUUAAAUAUUAAAUUUCUUAUUUAUGUAAAAGGUAUACUUAUGUCUUCUAUUUUAUUAAAACUUCUGAAAAAAAUAUAGCCAUA